Messenger RNA from Pyricularia pennisetigena, 525 nucleotides. RefSeq lists its product as uncharacterized. NCBI's taxonomy places the organism in Eukaryota, Fungi, Ascomycota, Sordariomycetes, Magnaporthales, Pyriculariaceae. Bases 1 to 525 code for a protein of 174 amino acids. The transcript is spliced from 2 exons. The record is from RefSeq and is a predicted model, not a curated record. Gene Ontology annotation, molecular function: protein-disulfide reductase activity.
AUGUCUUGCAUCAGCAGAAGCCGCGCUUUAUUUCAAAUCCGAUCGCUUGCAUCAUCGUCACGCUUGCCCCUCCUGACGCUGCGCCCCUCACCCGUUGCCAUCUACAAAAGCGCAAACAACACCGCGUUCAAGGCAUCGCCCUCCACGCCGCAAUCAGCAUCAGCAAUAAACACACGAGGAUUUAGAUCAACCGCCGCAAAAAUGACUGUCCACGAAGUUACCAGCGCCGAUCAGUUUAAGGACGCCAUCAAGGCCCACAAGGUCGUGCUCGUCGACUUUUUCGCUACAUGGUGUGGACCUUGCAAGGCCAUUGCUCCCAUGAUCGAGAAAUGGUCUGCCGAGUUCCCCAACAUCCACUACAUCAAGGUUGAUGUCGACGAAGUGCCUGCGGUCGCCCAGGAGUACAGCGUGCGGGCCAUGCCCACAUUCUUCCUCUUCAAGGACGGAGAGAAGAUCGAAGAGGUUGUCGGCGCCAACCCGCCCAAGUUGCAGUCCAUCAUCAGCACAAACCACCCGUCAUCGUAG